ACGAUGUUAAUGCAGCCCUAGUUCUAGGUAUAUCGAUUAACAUUGAAAGUAAACAAACUAGAAACCGCGCGUAAAAUGGAAGUUGUAGAAAUUAAGACUGAAAAUGAAACAAAAGUUAAAAUUGAAGAGCCACAGGAUGAGGACAGCAAGGAGAACAUUGAUAGAAUCAACUCGUUAAAGUCACUUGGGCCGUUUAUUGCGGGCCGUGUAAACAGUCAGAAUACGAUAUAUUUGAGCGAUGUGCCGGAUAUUUGCAAGGAUAAACCGUGUAUGCUGGGCGUAGAUGAGGCGGGGCGUGGCCCGGUGCUGGGUCCCAUGGUAUAUGGCAUCUCCUACUGUCCGCUAGAGAGUAAAUCGGCGCUGAAUGAACUCGGCUGUGCGGACUCCAAACAAUUGACGGAGGAAAAGCGGGAAAUCAUCUUCAAUGAGUUGAAUACAUUGGAGUACGCUAAAAGCUGCGUCGGUUGGGCGGUGGAAAUCAUUUCGCCCAAUGUGAUUUGCACGAGUAUGUAUCGACGCACCAAGUGCUCGUUAAACGAGGUAUCUAUGGACUCUGCCAUGGGUCUAAUUCAGCAGGCAAUCGAUGCGGGCGUCAACAUUGCCGAGGUUUAUGUGGACACCGUUGGUCCGCCCGAGAAAUAUCAGGAGAAGCUGCUGAAACGUUUUCCAAAUUUCAAAAUAACUGUUGCCAAAAAGGCAGACUCCACAUAUCCAAUUGUUUCGGCGGCCAGCAUAUGCGCCAAAGUAACCAGAGAUCAUGCCCUGAAAGUCUGGCAAUUUCCCGAGGGAUUAAUCAUCAAGGAUAAUGCCUUUGGCAGCGGUUAUCCCGGUGAUCCGGUCACCAAACGUUUCCUCAGCGAGCACAUUGAUCUGGUCUUUGGUUUUCCACGACUCGUCCGAUUCAGCUGGUCCACGGCGGAGAAUGCUCUGGCCGACAAGGCAUACGACAUGGAAUUUGAUGAACCCGACUCGGAGAAACCGAAAUUCGCCGGAGGAACAAAGCUAACCAAGUUCUUUAAGGGCACCACA
Molecule: messenger RNA, 1029 nt
Organism: Drosophila innubila
Lineage: Eukaryota; Metazoa; Arthropoda; Insecta; Diptera; Drosophilidae
Product: ribonuclease H2 subunit A
Exons: 1
Biological process (GO): mismatch repair; DNA replication, removal of RNA primer
Cellular component (GO): ribonuclease H2 complex
Molecular function (GO): RNA binding; RNA-DNA hybrid ribonuclease activity
Source: RefSeq, a predicted model, not a curated record